UACGACACCAUUGCUCCCGCCGAGGCAGCACGAGCCGGACGCUUGCCGGCUUUCAUAAUUAAAAAAAAAAACAAAAUUGUCAAUUCCUAAAUUCAAAAGUGGAAUACUUCCGAGGCGUGGUUUCGUCACGUUUUAUUUUUAAUGUUUAAAUAAUUUAAUUUUAAAAUGGCAGCUUACCAAGUGUUAGUAUUAUUUUUCGCUGCAGUGAUAGCAUCGGGGACUUCAAACACACACAUAUUUGGAGGUCGAUGCUCGCGACGGGACCCCAAUGUGGACGCCUGCUUGCUCCGCAGCUUCAACUCAUUCAUCGAGUACAUGAAAGGAGGAGCCCCUGAACUGGGAAUUGAAGAGGCGGAACCUAUUGUAAUAGAUGAGCUGUCAAUCGCACUGGGUGGAGGUCCCGAUGGCUACCGAGCCAGCUUCAAGGAUAUCCAAGCCAUAGGAGCUUCUAACAUGACCAUCACUAAUGUGAGGUCAGACCUAGAAACGCAUCAGUUCCAGUUGACACUAUUCGGUCCCCACAUCAGUGCGCGCGCACGUUACCGUUCAUCCGGCGUGCUACUGCUCGUGCGCGCGUCUGGUGGUGGAGAAUACUGGGGAGAAUACGACGGUGUGAAAGCAAAGGUAUACUUCCGCGGAGAACCGUACACUCGCAACGGUCGCACCUACCUCAAGCUGCAGCAGCUCAAACUGGACUUCUCCGUCAAAGACAUUCAGAUGGGCGUCGAGAACUUGCAGAAUAGCAACGCUGUUUUAGAGGCUGCCCUGAACCUGUUCAUCAACACCAACGCCCAAGAGUUGCUGAAGGAGAUGAAGCCAGAGUUGAAACGAGACCUGGCAGAGAAGAUGUCACGCUUCCUCGACAACGUGUUCGAGAAGAUUCCAUACGACGACUGGAUCGUGGACUAGAAAUAGAUAUUUAAGAUAAUCUUAGGUUUAACACAGAAAUACAGUGAGACAAAAUAGUUGAUCAGACAGACCAACUUUCAAAAUGGUAAUUUUUCCAAAAUGGUGCUUAUGUUUCGGACAUUAGAGUCUAUAAAUUCAAAAUAAUAGGAUAGAAGAAAAAGUUAAAUGAAAAAUUUCUUCAUUGAAUGGUUUUGUGAACAGAGUGAAGCGUUUGACAAGACCAAGUAUGACUUCAUGAAUGUUGGUGCUAAUACAAAUGAUGGAUUUCCCAGUAACAACUUCUAAGUGAAAUUUAACUACAUUAACUUAAGUUGUUAAGAACAAGAUUUCCGCGUGUUUGUACUAUUAAUUCUAUAGACUGGACAUUACUUUCUAUAACAUAGUAAUUGUAAAAUGUAGCGAAUAAGAUAUUUAUUUAGAGUUCUUCCUAAGGUACAUUCGACUUGACCGGUCGGUCCCUUUGUAUUAUUAGUUUUACGACAAUUUGUACAACUGCAAUAAAGUCUUCGAAAUUGA
Molecule: messenger RNA, 1425 nt
Organism: Spodoptera litura
Lineage: Eukaryota; Metazoa; Arthropoda; Insecta; Lepidoptera; Noctuidae
Product: juvenile hormone binding protein brP-1649
Biological process (GO): multicellular organismal reproductive process
Source: RefSeq, a predicted model, not a curated record